GCGCCCCCCGGAAGCGGGCGGGCGGCGCGGCGCUGAGCGCGUCACGGGGGCGGCGGCGGCGGCGGCUGGACGGGGCCGGGGACUGGGCGCCGCCAUGGAGGGCGCGAGCCAGGAUAUCAACCUUAACUCUCCCAACAAAGGUCUGCUGGCCGACGCCAUGACCGACGUGCCCGUGGACGGCGCGGCCGCCGCCAGGACCGCGGCACCUGAGGGACUGACAGCCGCCGAGGAAGAGGAGCUGAGAGCCGAGAUCGCCAAGGUUGAAGAAGAAAUUGGUACUCUUAGACAAGUUCUGGCUGCUAAAGAGAGGCACUGUGGAGAGUUGAAGAGGAAGCUGGGUUUGACUCCCUUGGAUGGGUUAAAGCAAAACCUGUCUAAAAGCUGGCACGAUGUACAAGUCUCCAACGCUUAUGUGAAAACAUCUGAGAAACUUGGAGAGUGGAAUGACAAAGUGACACAGUCUGACUUAUAUCUUUCAGCCAGCAGCACACUGGAGGACUGGAAUGAAAAAUUAACUCAAUCAGAAGCUUAUAAGAAGACCCAGGAAACCCUUUCCCAGGCAGGACAGAAGACUUCAGCAGCCCUUUCCAAUGUAGGUUCUGUUAUCAGCAGGAAACUUGGUGACAUGAGGAAUUCUGCAACCUUCAAGUCAUUCGAAGAUAGAGUUGGGACCAUAAAGUCCAGAGUGGUGGGCAGCAGGGAAAACAGCACUGAUGGCCUCCACUCCCCCUCGGGAGCUGGAGAGAAGCCUCCACAAGACAACGCUCCUUUCUAGACCUGCGAUGUGGCUUUGCACAGCUGUGCGCAACUCCAAGAGCAAGCCUCCUCCCUCCCAAAUCUUCACAACAGCAACAACAUGCGAAUCCAUGAAGGGGCUGAGAACCAGUCUGGAGAGAUCCAUAAUCCAUUCAUAGACACUGCUGCUGGAUCUAAGUCAAAUAAAGAGAAUGCAAAGUUUUGUACACAAAUAAUAUUUUACACUAAACUUUGUAGAUGAAAUGUAUCACUGUGCUGUCCUUUUGGGAGAGCACUUAAGAUGGAGUUUCCUUAAAGUAGCUCAGAAAUGCCGCUGGCAUAGAAAAAGCAGUUUUUCCCACGUCUGUCGUAACUGGGAGCAGAGAAAUUGCCCUGUGCAGUGUGAGGAGGGCAGUUACAGGAGAAGCCAAGCGCAUGGGCAUUUUAGCUUCAGCUUCUGGCUAUGUUCUCUGUUCAGGGCAUGCCAUGUAGCAACUCAGCGGUCUCCCAGGCUUCUCCCAUUACUGUUUCCUCUGGCUCUCAUUGGAGAAAUCUGUUAAAAGGGGUAAAUAGUUACGUGGUUUUUUUUUUUCUGGGCUCCUAAGAGGGAAACUUCACUUAGCAGCUGCCUCGUUGUUACACUAAUGCUCUAGCUUUAACAAAACUAAAAUCUUUAUUUUUAAAUGCAACGAACUUUAAAGAAAUAAAGCUUAAAAAAAAAAAAAGCUUCGGCAUCAUAUUAGGGAAAUGCUCCCUUGGACUUUGAAACUGAAUUGCAAGCCUUACAUCACCUUAUGCUUUACUCGUUUAUGAUUUUUUUCUAUAGAGAGGACUGUAAGGGUUAUAAAGCUGGAUAUUGAGCACUGGAGUUUUGCAUCGUUCAGUAGUAGCAGCAUGCUUAUAAGCCAGUUCUUGUGUUAACUUUCAGUGGUGCACUCUGUUGCCUGAGUGUAUAAAACUUGCUUCUCCCUUCUCAGCUUAUGCCUUCGUUCUUGGAGGAAGAAAUCCUGAAGGCUGCUAGCAACAGGGCCAGCUUUAACGAGGACAAAGCUGUUGCUAGCAACAGGGGCGCUGUGCUGGAGGGACUCUGCUCUGCUCUCUGUGGGCUCCUCCGUCUGGCACGUCUGACUGGGACCGUGUGGGUUCAGUUGAAAGCCCCGGCUGUAACCUUGGUUUACAAACCCGGCAGAGUCACAGGGCUCGACCAGUUCCCAUAGCGGAUAGAUGUUUUGCUCUUCCGAUGUCCGACCUCAUUGCUCAGGAGCUGAAACAUUGUAAGGUUUCUUACAGAGGCCUGAUCUUCUUCUAGGCAAGAUGCCUCCAAAUAAAUACACCUGCAGUGAGCGUUUCUGUGCCUUAGAGGCCAAGUGGGACUUGCUCAGGUCUUUAGACUUGCCUAUGUACAUAUCUGGGUAGUUUUAGUAGUUUAUCGCCCUGGAGGGACUGGACCAUCUUUGACCCUUCUUUAGAGAAGCAAGUUUUGACACUUGUCUGCUGAUUAAUCUCCAUUUCCCCCAUCCCCACUCCCUUCCCUCUGCUGAUCCGGGGACACACGAUGAGGCAGUAGAAGGCAGAUGUGCUAGGCAGUAGGUGGAGUGUAGUGUGUCAUUUACCAGCUCUCCUCGUUUGACUAAAACUGGCCUCCGUGCGAGGAGCAGAGCCAGUGAAACGGGGACUGCUGGGGCGUGGGUCUUGAACUGUUUCUCUUUACAGAUAAAUACCGAGGAAACUUGUCAAUAAAGCAUUCCUUUGGGAGAAAA
Cygnus atratus (black swan) is the source of this 2495-nucleotide messenger RNA. RefSeq names its product TPD52 like 2 (gene TPD52L2). NCBI's taxonomy places the organism in Eukaryota, Metazoa, Chordata, Aves, Anseriformes, Anatidae. Gene Ontology annotation, cellular component: cytoplasm. The record is from RefSeq and is a predicted model, not a curated record. The transcript is spliced from 8 exons. Bases 95 to 775 code for a protein of 226 amino acids.